This is a messenger RNA of Arctia plantaginis, 1380 nucleotides long. The record is from the annotation of a GenBank genome assembly. Lineage: Eukaryota; Metazoa; Arthropoda; Insecta; Lepidoptera; Erebidae.
AUGCAGCUCAAAGAAAUCGAUCAAAUAAUUUCAGCCGAAAUUCCAGACCCAUUAAUUGAUCAAGAAUUAUUUGAUAUUGUCACCAAACACAUGAUCCAUGGGCCAUGCGGUGCUUUCAACAUGACGUCACCGUGCAUGGAACAUGGAAAAUGUAAAAAAAAGUUCCCAAAGCCGCAUACGAAUGACACGAUCACGGAUAUUGAUGGUUAUCCAAUGUAUCGCCGCAGAAGUACUGAGAAUGGUGGCCACACAUUUACAAUGCGACUGCCGAACUUUCCAAAUCAAGUUGAGUUUGAUAAUCAUGAACCAUUACUGACAGCAGAACAAAAAAUUAUUUAUGAUCGGAUUAUGCUGGCUGUUGCUGCUGAACAAGGCGGUUUUUUUUUCUUGGAUGCACCCGGUGGAACCGGUAAGACAUUUUUAAUAUCGUUGAUUCUUGCCAAAAUACGGUCGCAACAAAAAAUCGCAUUAGCAGUAGCAUCGUCAGGCAUUGCGGCUACUUUACUGGAUGGUGGGCGAACAGCACAUUCAACAUUCAAGCUGCCAUUGGACGUUCAUAAUAAACCAGAUGCAAUGUGUAACAUCAAAAAGAAUAGUGGAAUAGCUGCAGUGUUGCGGAAGAUUUCUAUAAUAAUUUGGGAUGAGUGCACAAUGGCACACAAAUAUUCACUUGAAGCAUUAAACAGAACUAUGCAAGAUUUAAACAGCAACAAUAAACUUUUCGGUGGUGCUAUCUUACUUUUGUCUGGUGACUUCCGGCAGACCUUACCGGUUAUAACUCGCUCUACUUUCGCGGAUGAGAUUAAUGCAUGUUUGAAACAAUCAUUCUUAUGGCGAAGUGUUGAAACACUUCGAUUGACCAUAAAUAUGCGAGUACAAUUGCAAAAUGAUCCAUCAGCACAAAUAUUUUCCGAACAACUACUAGAUAUUGGGAACGAUAUCCCUGGAAUGCCACCACAUAAUCUUCGAUUAAAGAUUGGUUCCCCUAUUAUUCUCCUCCGUAAUUUGAAUCCACCUCAAUUAUGUAACGGUACGCGUUUGGUCAUCAAAAAGAUCACCGGAAACAUUCUUGAAGCAACCAUUUUGGCUGGGAAGUUUAAAGGAAAAGUGGUCCUGCUGCCACGUAUUCCGGUGAUACCAUCAGAUUCUACCAUACCCUUCAAAAGGCUACAGUUUCCAAUUCGUUUAGCUUUCGCCAUGUCUAUAAAUAAAUCUCAAGGUCAAACAAUGUCCAUUUGUGGUUUAGAUUUGGAAAAUCCAUGUUUUUCUCAUGGGCAACUAUAUGUUGCGUGUUCACGUGUUGGGAAACCGUGGAAUCUAUUUGUGUUAGCUAAAGACAGGUUAACCAAAAACAUUGUGCACCGAUUGGUGUUACAUUAA